Molecule: messenger RNA, 1485 nt
Organism: Patiria miniata (bat star)
Lineage: Eukaryota; Metazoa; Echinodermata; Asteroidea; Valvatida; Asterinidae
Gene: babam2
Product: BRISC and BRCA1-A complex member 2-like
Exons: 11
Coding region: 79-1203 (374 amino acids)
Biological process (GO): double-strand break repair
Cellular component (GO): BRISC complex; BRCA1-A complex
Source: RefSeq, a predicted model, not a curated record
CUUAAAUAUGGCAGCUUCCAUGAUUUGACGGAAGUCCGAGUUUUUACUGCAGAUACUGGUGGAAAAGUGAAUACAGUAAUGGAUGUCUUGGAUUUUUUGGACCCUCAAGUAGGGAAAUAUGUAGAUGCUUUAUUAAGAGAGAAUAAUGUUGGUGUUUGCGGAGGACCACUGUAUGUUUCAGAUCCGAAAACUGGGAGGCACACAAUUGCAAAAAAGCAUUGCUGUGAUCGCUUCAAGAUUCAGAUUCCAUAUGCGGGAAAUACUGUGACUUGGCAAGUUAUUUUUGACAGCAUGCACCCAUCAGAUCCACCCGAUUUCAUCUUCACUGACCAAGACUUGGGAUUCAUGCCCGAAGUUGAAGAAAUAAAGAGCCUCGUGAAUUGGGAUGCCGAGGACACCAAAUCGCUGACCCUGGUGAUUCGAGAACUGCUAGGUACCUACAAGGAACAUCAGAGAAAACUGCUAGGAGAUAGACUUCAGUUUGAAUACAACUCACUCCUGGAAACUGGCAAAUUCACUGACAUAGAGGUUUACCACAGCAGGAAAACCGCUAGGGGUCCAACCAUCGUUAACUUCCUCAUCAGACUUCCUGUGGACUUCUCAAAUAUCCCAGAAUUCCUUGUGAAGGACAACCCUGGUGAGGAUGCAGCCAUCCUAUUGGUCAGUUUCCAGAAUCAGGAAGCCACUAAGGUGUCCCCCCAGCUCUACUUGUCUCCGAGAGUUGAACACGUUUUGGGCGGGUCUGCGUCCCUUCGUAUCCCAGCAUUCCAAAAUGGAGGCUGUCUGAUGGAUUAUGUGCCAAAUGUCUGCCAACUCCUGGAAAACAUGGUUGACCAGAUUGUCAAAGGGUUUCAGAAAAGGAAGGAGUACAUCUCGGCAUUUCUCAGUCAUUACGGCAGGGCGAUACUAGAAUAUGAUGCAGAGACUUUCAACAGGAUUUCAUUACUACUGGAUCACAGUGACUUCUACUGUAUCCUACACAUUUCCAUUCCGACAUUCUUCCCACGCGACCAGCCUCACUUUGAGCUUCAGUCUAUUUACAACAUGACUACUUAUGGUAAGCUGAUAUCAGCCAUAGUGAAGGAAUAUCCCUACAGUCCGCGAUGGAGUGGCAACGAAAUGGCCGAAAGGGCGAGAGUGUUCCUGGAUCAGUGGAUCCCAGAAUUCAAGAGAACGUCCAUGUCUGGAGGUCGAAUGAGGUGACAGUUUCACGAUCAUGUGACAUAAAGUGACCAAUAGUGAACAUAAACAAUAGGAUAUUCUGUACAUAUAGGCUACAAUGGCAUUUCCAUACAAAUGAGUUUUAAUUUUAACUGGCACAAAUAACCCAGUGAUGUUAAUGCAAUGAUUUUUAUAAUCAUGUAUAGUGACCACGCAAAGAAAUACAUCAGACAUGUUUCAAUGCACAAGUUCAUAGUGAUCACUUAUUUGCAUUUGUUUGCCAUUGUACAGGGUGAGUAAAAAAAAAGGCGGAACCCAAACCCC